This is a messenger RNA of Rotaria sordida, 2397 nucleotides long. NCBI's taxonomy places the organism in Eukaryota, Metazoa, Rotifera, Eurotatoria, Philodinida, Philodinidae. The record is from the annotation of a GenBank genome assembly.
AUGGAUAAGCAAGAAUUUAUAGCUGCUCAUCCUGAAUAUGGAUAUAAUGGAACAAUAGAUGAAAUAUAUAAAAAUGAAUUUUCAAAUCAUUAUCCUUCAAAUCGAAUAUAUCUUGAUCAUGCUGGUACAACAUUAUAUACUCAAACACAAUUAGAUGAACAUUUUAAUCAACUUCGUACAUUAACAUUAAAUAAUCCACAUAGUGAACAAGAAGAUUCAAAAUCAUUAUUAUUAAUUCAAGAAUGUAUAGAAUUAAUUUUAUCAAUAUUUGAUACAUCAAGUCGUUAUUAUUCAAUUAUAUUUACAUUAAAUACAACUCAUGCAUGUCAAUUAUUAUCAUCAUUAUUUCCAUUCUCAUCAAAAUCUGAAUAUGCUUAUAUGAUUGAUAGUCAUAAUAGUCUUAUUGGUAUUCGACAACAAGUUAAACUAAAAGGUGGUUCAUUUUCAAUAAUUGAUUAUCCUUUACAAAUUUAUAAUCAAGAAAGUAAUCCAGACGAAGAUUGGUCUUUUCGUUGUGCUUGUCGUUCAUCACCGUGUCUAUCAUCUGAUAUGGAAUCCACUGUUCCAUAUUAUUGUCUAUUUGCAACGCCGGCAGAAAAUAAUUUUAAUGGACUUCGACCACCACUUGAUAAACUUUUAGGACCAUUUAUAAAUGCACGAGAAAAUCAAAUAAAAAAUUUUCCUAUACCAAUACAUCGAUAUCCAUCGGAAAAAUGUCAUUGGUUAACAUUAAUUGAUUGUGCAAAAUAUUUAUCAACAAAAUCAUUUUCACUUUCAUUGUAUCCAGUUGAUUUUGUUGUUUUAUCAUUUUAUAAAAUUUUUGGUUACCCAACUGGUUUAGGUGCAUUAAUUAUACGAAAUGAAUCAUUAAAAAUACUUAAUAAAGAAAAUUAUUUUGGUGGUGGUAGUGUAGAAUAUAUAUCACCAUAUGAUGAUUCACGUGUUGAAUAUAAAUCUGGUAUUAAUGGAUUUAUUCAUGGAACAAUUCCAUUUACAACAAUUCUUUCAAUUUCUCAUGGUUUUCAAUUAAUAACAUAUAAAUUAUCAUAUAAAUACAUAUCAUUACAUACACAAUGUUUAAUUGAUUAUUGUAGAAAUGAAAUGUUAAAAUUAAAUUAUUCAAAUGGACAAAAUCUUUGUUUAUUUUAUGAUGUAAGAAAUAAUUUCAUAUAUGAACAUGGUUAUUCAUAUGGACCAAUUUUAAAUUUUAAUUUAUAUAACAUACAUGGACAAUUUCUUUCUUGUCGUUUAAUUCAAAGAAUUGCUGCUGAUCAUAAUAUUAUUUUAAGAGUAGGAACAUUUUGUGCACCCGGUGCAAGUCAAGCUUAUCUUGGUUCAAGUAAAUCAUUCGAAAAUAGUCAUGUAUGUCGUCGUGGACUUUUUUGUGGUACAAAUACUGAUGGUGAAGAUGUUUUAGAUUCUGGUCAUCAACCAUUAGGUAGUAUUCGUUUAAGUCUUGGUUGGAUGAGUCGAUAUGAAGAUAUUCAAUGUUGGAUUAAUUUUCUUCGUCAAAUUAUUUUACAAGGUAUUGGAAUUGCGUCUUUAUUAUCAUCUUUAUCAAUAAAUAAUGGAUAUAAUGAAGAAAUAAAUUUAAUUUUAACUCAUAUUUAUAUUUAUCCAAUAAAAUCUUGUGGUUCAAUAUCGGUUAAAGAAUGGCCAUUAACAUCAAUAUCAUUUUUAUAUGAUCGUGAAUGGAUAAUUAUUGAUCAAAAUUUAAAUCCAUUAACACUUAAACGUUUACCAUCUUUAUCACAAAUAAAACCAUUUAUUAAUUUAAAACAAAAUCAACUUAUACUCAAUGCAAAUAAUCAUCCAUCAUUUAUUAUUGAUAUUAAUAAUGAUUCGACAAUAAUUAAAUCAACUGUAAAUUUAAAUGAUGGAAUAAUGUGUCAUGUUUAUGGUGGUGAAAUUGAACAAUGGUUAAUUCAAGUUUUAGGUAUUUAUGCAACAUUAGCUCGUCGUACAACAGAUAGCCAAAUGACAUUAGCAAAUGAAGGUGCUUUUCUUCUUGUACAUGAAGAAAGUGUUAGACAAAUUAGAACGAAUUUAAUUGAAAAUGAAAAAAUAACACAUGAACGUUUUCGACCAAAUUUAGUUGUUAAUAAACAAUAUAUGAAUCAAUCAUAUUCAGCUUAUAGUGAAGAUUUAUGGAAACGUUUAAUUAUUUUAAAUGAAUAUAAUAUUGAAUUGAAAACAAUUGGUUUAUGUCAACGAUGUUCAAUAGUUAAUAUUGAUCCAUUAACUGGAAAUAAUCGAAGUCAUCUUUUUACUCGUUUACAAACACAACGAAGAGAAAUAAAUUCAUUAAGAGCAAAUUUUGGAAUUUUAUUGAAUCUUUCAAAAAUAUAUGAUCACGCUUUUAUUCGUGUCGGAGAUCGUAUUCAAGUUUUUCAAUAA